Peromyscus leucopus (white-footed mouse) is the source of this 872-nucleotide messenger RNA. RefSeq names its product zinc finger and SCAN domain containing 25 (gene Zscan25). The coding region runs from base 167 to 856 and encodes 229 amino acids. The transcript has 4 exons. The record is from RefSeq and is a predicted model, not a curated record. Lineage: Eukaryota; Metazoa; Chordata; Mammalia; Rodentia; Cricetidae.
UCCGGUCCGCGCAGGCCAAGGCAGGUGCUGAGCGCGCAAUCAGUCAAGGCCGUGGCCCGGUCCGGGCGGGUGGGGACGGAGCUGUUUGCAGCUGGGCAGGGCAGCUGCGGCCCGGAGGUCGCAUCUCCACGCACAGCCGUGGUCCCAGUCUUGCUGGAGCUUGAAGAUGCUGAAAGAGCGUCUGGAGAUGGCAGAAGAUCCUCAGCAGCAGAUGGGUGCUCCAGUGGUGAAACUGGAGAAGGAGCUGCCAUGGGGCCGGGGAGGGGAGGACUCAAGUCCCGAGGCAUUCCGGCUGAGGUUUCGGCAGUUCCGCUACCAAGAAGCUGCUGGUCCCCAGGAAGCUCUCAGGGAGCUCCAGGAGCUCUGUCGGCGGUGGCUGAGGCCUGAGCUGCACACCAAGGAGCAGAUCCUGGAGCUGCUGGUACUGGAGCAGUUCCUCACCAUCCUGCCCCGAGAGUUCUACACUUGGAUCCGAGAUCACAGCCCAGACAGCGGCAAGGCUCUGGUGGCCAUGGUGGAGGACCUGAUGGAGAGCACACCUGAGGCCAAGGCGGUUCCAUGCCAUGCCCAGGGAGAGCAGCUGGUCACAGCCCUUGGCGGAGGAUCUUGGCAAUCAAGCAUCCACUUGGGGCCUGUAGAAGUCAAACCUGAGUGGGGGAUUCUUCAGGGGGACGGAGUUCAAAGCUUAGGCCCAAGCACUGCAGAACAGCUGAGCCAGGGCUCUGGAGACGGGACACAGGCCUUCCAGGAGCAAGCGCUGCCCAUUCUUCAUGCGGGUCCAGGUCUUCCCUCUGUGAGCACCAGAGACCAAGAGCUUGCUGCUGGGUUCCUUGCAGCAACAUCCCAGGUGAGCUAAUUUACCUGUCUUGGAG